CAGCGAAACAUCUGGCUCAGGGGCAGCGUUCGCUGCCUGUUGAGAGCCUUGACAGAUGGCAAGGGAGCGCACGACUCAAACACUUCCAUCUUUAAGCAUACAGCAGUUGUCUUCCCAAAAUAGCCUUCAACUUGCGUCCUUAUAUGUGCAGGCCUUCAGGGUGUGCCUGAGGGGGCAUCGUGUAUCUAGGCCACACAAUACGGGCUGUGGGCUCAUUGUUGCUGCCUACCAGCAGGCCUACUACUGCCCCGGGGACGAGGCCUCUCUGCAUGUCCUCGGACUCCUCGCCAUGCAUCUCACUCAGCUCAACCAUGAGUGUCUCCUCCACCUUUUUUCCUUCCUGGACAAGGACAGCCGGAGGAGUUUGUCCCUCACCUGCGGCCAGCUGCGUGAGGUCUUCCUGGACCCCGGUCUCUGGAAUCUGCUCCAUUUCAGCUCCCCUUGUCAGCUCAGAAGGGACAACUUUGUGCUGGGGCCGUCACUGCGCCGCUUGAGCGUUUGCUGGUACUCCAGCAGGGUCCUGCAGGUUUGCAACAUCGAGGGCUGGUUAAAGAGCUCGUUUCAGAAGGACAUCUGCAGCAAACACGAGAGCCUGGUCAGCACGUUCCUGGCCCAAGUGUGUCACAUGUGUCCCAACCUGCUCUCGUUAACGCUGUCUGGCUGCGCGCACAUCGCUGACCAGGACGUGAUCACUUUGCUGCAGCGCUGCAAGAAGCUGCGCAGCCUCCACCUGGAGAACUGCGUCCAAAUAAGCGACAGCGUCCUGCAGGGCGUGGCGGCACAUGGAGCCUGUCUGGAGGAGGUGAAGCUGGACUUCUGCAGAAACAUCACUCAGGCGGGGCUGCGGGGCUGCAAGGACAGGAGGCCGGACAUCCAGCUGAGUGCAGAGAGGAGUGCGGAUAUGAUCCCUGAUAGCAGGCCUGAGGAAAAGGUGGUGCUCAGGAGGACUUUGCAGAAAGUCCUGAUUUUUUCCUGAGGCAUGUCUUCCGUUUGCUCAAACUGGGACUGCAACAAAGAGCAUCUCUGGUACUUGACAGGACUUGACAACGCUGCUUUUAUUAUGAUUUGUAUUUGUGAUUAACAGAGGUGUUUUAAACUUUACCGUGACAGCUUUUUAUACAGCAACUAUGGGUUAUAAUAGAACUGCUAUUAAAGGAGAUAUUAUGACCUGUUUUCAAAAGUUGAUGAUUUCCUAAGGUAAUAAAUAUCUGUGACAUGUUUCGGUCCAAAUACGGCCUGGAUGUGGUAGAAAAGCUCCUUUUUAAACCAUGUCUUUAUGGCUCUGUUCACAGGAGCUGGUUUAGGUGGUGGAAGACAUCCCUUUGUCUCCAUUAAGGUUCCUCUUACUCAGGGUGCGUCUCUUCUGAAUCAGCUUUUUAU
Messenger RNA from Cololabis saira (Pacific saury), 1380 nucleotides. It is a transcript of the gene fbxl22, whose product is annotated as F-box and leucine-rich repeat protein 22. Lineage: Eukaryota; Metazoa; Chordata; Actinopteri; Beloniformes; Belonidae. Gene Ontology annotation, molecular function: protein binding. Gene Ontology annotation, cellular component: SCF ubiquitin ligase complex. The record is from RefSeq and is a predicted model, not a curated record. The coding region runs from base 56 to 976 and encodes 306 amino acids. The transcript has 2 exons. Gene Ontology annotation, biological process: SCF-dependent proteasomal ubiquitin-dependent protein catabolic process.